Rhodamnia argentea is the source of this 860-nucleotide messenger RNA. RefSeq lists its product as uncharacterized. Bases 77 to 670 code for a protein of 197 amino acids. The record is from RefSeq and is a predicted model, not a curated record. NCBI's taxonomy places the organism in Eukaryota, Viridiplantae, Streptophyta, Magnoliopsida, Myrtales, Myrtaceae. The transcript has 2 exons.
UUCGUCGUCGAUACUAUAUACUGUUGAUCCCUCUGCUCAUCAUCAAGCGGAGCAACGCCGGCCCAGAAACACAACAAUGUCGGCCAAAAUGUCUCCAAUCUUCCCCAUUCCAGAGCCCCACCACUUCAGCGACUACGGCUUCGACCCUCAGCUCGACUUUUUCCAGGUUUUGGGCGAAGCGAGACGGCACAAGCGCGACGCGGCCGCCGCGAGGCCCAUCGACUCCGUCCACUUCAAGCUCCAGAAGCCCAUCUCCAAGGACGACCACCAUCACAACAAAUCCAAGAGGUCUUUCUCCUCCUCCUCCUCCUCCUCCUCCUCCCACCACAAGUUCAAAAGCAAGACCCGGUGGUGGAGGAACGCGCUCCUCUUCUUCAAGCGGUGGGCCCAUCACCACCACCACCACCAGCGGUGCGACCGCACCGAGGACCCGCGCCCCUUCCGGGGCUCCGUGUCCGGGCCCGUGUACCUGGCCGAGAGCAGGAGCGGGCCGCCGGGGACGCCGUACAGGACGGCGAGCAGGCCGUCGUCGGGGCCGCUGGCGGGGACGGUGACGCCGGCGAGGAAGGGGGACGAGGAGGUGCCGUACGUGAGCCUCAGGGAUCUUAACGUGGAGCCCCCGCGGCGGAUCUCUACUUCCUCCGCCAUCCCCAUUUACCUGGUCACUUGAGCUCACUCGUUUCGUUCCUCAAAAGGCGUGCGAUCCAAGUGGGUGGAUGGAGGGAGGAAGGCUUUGAUCCUCCUUUUCGUGUUUGCUGCUAACUUUCUUACUUUUUCACUUCUUACUUUCCAGUGAAAUUGGCGAACUCGUGCGUUGACCCAGUCAGCUUGCUCCACCCUUCUCUCUCUCUCUCUCUCUC